GUUAAGUUAGGGUAAUUGAAUUUUGAUUUAAAUCAAAAUUAUAUAUAUAUAUAUAAUUAACCGACCAAAUUGAUUCGAAGAAUUCGGAUCUGUUAGCAUCCCUAAUUUAGAAACUUAGAACCCUAUCUUUGUCACACACUCAAUGACAACACACCAUCUCAUUUCCCUCUUUUUAAUCUUCGUUUUUUUUCUUUUCCUUCGAUAAAUCUACAAAUUUGUUCUGUUUCCUUCUCCUCCCCUCUCAUGGCGGUUGAAUCGCACCACCAUCUCCUUCCCUUCCCCUCCCAGCUCCAGUUCCUCGAUGGGGACGUUGUCGGCAUGGAAACAGGGUUUUCUGACGCCGUUUCGGCUGCGCCUCCGGCGCAGGGAGGCUCGGCGUCGUCGAGGAAGCGGCCUCGAUCUGUUCUCGGCGGCGAGGUCGACGUCCUGGUCCUGCGGCACGCGGAGAGAGUGAGGGCGGAGCUGGCGGAGAGGAGGCGGCGGAUGGUGGCGGAGGCGGAGGCGUGCGCGAGGCGGCGGAUGGUGGCGAAGGAGGAGGAGAUCGCGCAGGUGGAGAGGCUGAACUGCGCGCUGGAGGAGCGGAUAAGAGCCCUGUGCGUGGAGAACCAGGUGUGGCGCGGCCUGGCGGAGAGCAACGAGGCUGCCGCCAGGGAGCUGCGCGACAACCUCGAGCAGGCCCUGGCGGCCGGCGCCAACGCCGGCGCGGCCGAGGGCGAAGACGAGACGGAGUCGUGCCGCUGCGGCGCGGGAAAUGAUGUGGAGCGGGAGAGCGGCGGCCGCGGCGACGGGGCCAGCUGCCGGAGGUGCGGCGAGGAGGAGGCGACGGUGAUUCUGCUGCCGUGCCGGCACCUCUGCCUCUGCCCGUCGUGCGGCGCGGCGGCGAGCGCCUGCCCGGUCUGCGAUUGCGGAAAGAUCAGCAGUGUCCACGUAAACGGGUUUUGAAUUUCAAGACCAAAAAUUUUAUUUUUCUUUUAAAAUAAAUAUGUUUUUUUUUCUCUAAUUGUACUGUUUAUGUUUA
Messenger RNA from Zingiber officinale, 1018 nucleotides. RefSeq names its product probable BOI-related E3 ubiquitin-protein ligase 3. Gene Ontology annotation, molecular function: ubiquitin-protein transferase activity. Gene Ontology annotation, biological process: regulation of programmed cell death. The record is from RefSeq and is a predicted model, not a curated record. Lineage: Eukaryota; Viridiplantae; Streptophyta; Magnoliopsida; Zingiberales; Zingiberaceae. The transcript has 3 exons. Bases 244 to 942 code for a protein of 232 amino acids.